Amaranthus tricolor (Joseph's coat) is the source of this 1225-nucleotide messenger RNA. RefSeq lists its product as uncharacterized. Bases 180 to 983 code for a protein of 267 amino acids. Lineage: Eukaryota; Viridiplantae; Streptophyta; Magnoliopsida; Caryophyllales; Amaranthaceae. The record is from RefSeq and is a predicted model, not a curated record. The transcript is spliced from 5 exons.
AAUUUCAAAACUUGAAGUAUUCUUGAUUAAUUCUCUUAUAAUUUUCCAACCCUUUAGCUUGUUUGGUUUUGUGGGUAGCCUUUGCGUUCUUGUCUUCUGCUUUUUGCAUUUGCAUCUGUGCAGAAGCAGAACUGCAUACACCUCCCAAGCUCUUUAAUUUCUCAGCUCGUUUUAUUAAAAUGGCCGACUUAUCUUCAGGCAAAGAUGAGAAAAACGUUGGAAAGACGGGUAGCUUCAAGAUAUUUGGAAAAAGUCCGGCACGUAGCUUUUCCAAGAAAAAUUCUAACCCUUUCAAGCGGAUGUUCUCCCGCACCAAGUCCGAUAAACCAGCAAAUGAAGCGGAUGUUGAAAUAGAUGAGAGUAGUAGCAAUGAAGAUCGAGAAGCAGGUGCUGAGGUGGCAGAUAAUGACACCAAUUACGUUGAAAAAAUCAUUCAUGAGAAACCAGUAGAAGUAGAUGAUGUUUUAAAUGUCAUCAAAGAGACUACUCAUACUAUCGUCAACAAAUUAGCAGAUGAUGUUAAAGAGACUACUGACUCUAUUGUCAAGCCAGCACAAGAAAAUGCUACAAAACUCGUCCAACACUUCGUUCAUCAAACGAUUAAUACAGAUCCUCUACCAGAAUCCAUAAAUCCUACAGCAGCAACUCAUGAAGAGAAGAAGCCCGAAUCGUUCCUUGAAAAAUUAAAGGGAGAAGUACAAAAAAUCAAUGAAGAGAUCAAGGACAAAGCCAUGGAGAGUGGGCUCGAAGAAUUACUAAACAAAGACAUUCCUAACCAAAAUGACAAAGCACUACAAGGUGAUCAACAAUCUCAAUCUACUCAAGAUGAGAAGGAAAGCCAAGACACUAGAAGCCUCAAUACAAAUGAAGCAACACAAGGAGAUAACCAAGAGAAUGAAAAGCAAGAAGAUAAUUGUGUAACAUCUUUAGCACAAGGGCUACAAAUGAUAUGUGCUCCAUGGAAUAAUAAAAAAGAUAAUUAAUGUUUGUUGGAUGUAUGUAAAUAUAUCCAAAUGGAUAUGUAUAAUUGGGUUUGUAUUUAACUUUGUAUUGCAUCCAAGGUUGUAUGAUGACCUUGAAGGUGUGGAGAUUGCAACAAAACUUUGUGUAUAUCAUGAUUUGAAAUUUUAUUAUGCUAAGAAGAAACUUUGAUCAUAAUGAUCAUUGCAAUUUGCAUCAAGUGUAUAAUUUUUUUCCUAAUUACUUUAUUCGUUCCUUAAAGAAA